AUGAUGUCAGUACCGCUCCGUACUAAAAACAUAAUUCUGCUAGCUCAAAGAGCAAAACUACUUCCCAACUAUACGCUCAAAUCACAAUUCAUACGGUCAUCUCACACCAUACGCCACCAUCUCCACACAUCAUCAACAUUCCAAAACCUAUUUGGUGGAGGAUCAUCCACAUCUAAAUCACUUCGAGGUAAAUUAAGUUCGGACCCAGAACAACUACUUAAACCACUGGCCAAAACUCAAGUAUCAUCAAAUCCAGCUGACAUUUUAACUCAAAAUGAUAUCUUGAUGUAUUCAACCAAACCCCAGAACUAUAUUGAGAGUAUUAAGCUGAAUGGAUUCCAUUUGGCCAAUAAUUAUUUCAUCCUGUCGCCUGAUUCUAAUGGUGAUUUGAUUGGUUUGUGUUUAUUAGGAUCAGAAACAUUUGAAGUGAAAUUAACCAACAUGAAGAAGCAUAAGAUCGAGGAAAAAGGACUGGGGGACAAUUUCUCCAUUGAAAAUCACAUCGUUACUUUUCAUGAAUCUAUCCUACAGAUUUUUGCCAAGAUUCACCCAAAACCGGAAUUGGUUGUUGUUGGACUAGGUAAAACUAGUCGAUUAUUAAAUCAUGAAAAUCGGAAAUGGUUUAGUGCAAUGGGCAUUCAAUUGGAAAUUAGUGAUUCAACUAAUGCAGGACAAAUUUAUGAUUUAUUGAGUACUGAGAGACCUGGUGUUAUUGGUGCGUUGCUAUUGCCUCCAAAUUUGUGA
Messenger RNA from Lodderomyces orthopsilosis Co 90-125, 744 nucleotides. RefSeq lists its product as uncharacterized. Gene Ontology annotation, cellular component: mitochondrial inner membrane. NCBI's taxonomy places the organism in Eukaryota, Fungi, Ascomycota, Pichiomycetes, Serinales, Debaryomycetaceae. Gene Ontology annotation, biological process: mitochondrial respiratory chain complex I assembly. The transcript has a single exon. The record is from RefSeq and is a predicted model, not a curated record. The coding region runs from base 1 to 744 and encodes 247 amino acids.